Pogoniulus pusillus (Red-fronted tinkerbird) is the source of this 2486-nucleotide messenger RNA. RefSeq names its product ATP binding cassette subfamily E member 1 (gene ABCE1). NCBI's taxonomy places the organism in Eukaryota, Metazoa, Chordata, Aves, Piciformes, Lybiidae. The record is from RefSeq and is a predicted model, not a curated record. Gene Ontology annotation, biological process: translational termination; ribosomal subunit export from nucleus; translational initiation. Gene Ontology annotation, molecular function: ribosomal small subunit binding; ATP binding; iron ion binding. The transcript has 18 exons. The coding region runs from base 201 to 2000 and encodes 599 amino acids.
CUCCCUGCGGGGGCGGCGGCCAUCUUGGCCGGGUGGCGGCGGCGGGAGCACGUUGCGUGGUGCCGGUCCGCGGGGCACGCUUCCCCGCUGCGGCUCGGCCGGGAAGCGGGGGCAUCUCCCUUUCUGCCCCCCAUCUCCCGUUUCUGGAAGACUGCCACUUCUCCUAACUGGUGCAUGUGUUUAACCCUGAGCUGUGCAUUAUGGCAGACAAGUUAACAAGAAUUGCUAUUGUCAACCAUGACAAGUGUAAGCCAAAGAAAUGCCGUCAAGAAUGCAAGAAGAGUUGUCCUGUGGUUCGAAUGGGAAAACUUUGCAUAGAAGUCGCAUCACAGAGCAAAAUCGCAUGGAUCUCAGAAACACUCUGCAUUGGUUGUGGUAUUUGCAUCAAGAAAUGUCCUUUUGGAGCCUUGUCAAUUGUUAACUUACCCAGCAACCUGGAGAAAGAAACAACACAUAGAUACUGUGCCAAUGCCUUCAAACUUCACAGGUUGCCUAUCCCUCGUCCAGGGGAAGUGCUGGGAUUGGUUGGAACCAAUGGUAUUGGAAAAUCAACUGCCUUGAAAAUUCUAGCAGGAAAACAGAAGCCAAAUCUUGGAAAAUAUGAUGAUCCACCUGACUGGCAAGAAAUUUUGACUUAUUUCCGAGGAUCUGAAUUGCAAAACUAUUUUACCAAGAUCUUGGAAGAUGACUUAAAAGCUAUCAUUAAACCUCAGUAUGUGGACCAGAUUCCUAAAGCUGCAAAGGGUACAGUGGGAUCAAUUCUGGAUAGGAAGGAUGAAACUAAAACGCAAACUGUUGUAUGUCAGCAGCUUGACUUAACCCAUCUGAAAGAAAGAAAUGUUGAGGACCUUUCAGGAGGAGAGCUUCAGAGAUUCGCUUGCGCAGUGGUUUGCAUUCAGAAGGCUGAUAUAUUCAUGUUUGAUGAACCUUCAAGCUACCUGGAUGUCAAGCAGCGCUUGAAGGCUGCCAUUACUAUUCGAUCUCUAAUAAACCCUGACAGGUACAUUAUUGUUGUAGAGCAUGAUCUAAGUGUGUUAGAUUAUCUCUCUGACUUUAUCUGCUGCCUGUAUGGUGUGCCAAGUGCUUACGGCGUCGUCACUAUGCCUUUCAGCGUAAGAGAAGGCAUAAACAUUUUCUUAGAUGGCUAUGUCCCAACAGAAAAUCUGAGGUUUCGAGAUGCAUCUCUGGUGUUCAAGGUGGCUGAGACAGCUAAUGAGGAGGAGGUUAAAAAGAUGUGUAUGUACAAAUACCCAGGAAUGAAAAAGAAGAUGGGAGAAUUUGAACUGUCCAUAGUAGCUGGAGAAUUUACUGACUCUGAAAUUAUGGUGAUGUUAGGAGAAAAUGGAACUGGCAAAACUACUUUCAUUCGAAUGCUUGCAGGAAGACUGACACCUGAUGAAGGAGGUGAGGUUCCAGUUCUAAAUGUCAGCUACAAACCACAGAAGAUCAGUCCUAAAUCUACAGGAAGCGUCCGUCAGCUGCUGCACGAGAAGAUCAGAGAUGCCUACACACACCCCCAGUUUGUAACUGAUGUGAUGAAACCUCUUCAAAUAGAAAACAUCAUUGACCAGGAGGUCCAGACGCUGUCUGGUGGUGAGUUGCAGCGCGUUGCAUUAGCUCUUUGUCUCGGCAAGCCUGCAGACGUCUACUUGAUCGACGAACCCUCAGCCUACCUAGACUCUGAGCAGCGUCUGAUGGCUGCUCGAGUCAUCAAGCGUUUCAUUCUCCAUGCUAAAAAGACAGCUUUUGUGGUAGAACACGAUUUUAUCAUGGCCACCUAUCUUGCAGAUCGGGUGAUUGUGUUUGAUGGCAUCCCUUCCAAGAACACACUUGCCAACAGUCCUCAGACUCUUUUGGCUGGAAUGAAUAAGUUUUUAUCUCAACUUGAAAUCACUUUUAGAAGAGACCCCAACAAUUACAGACCAAGAAUAAACAAACUCAACUCUAUCAAGGAUGUGGAACAAAAGAAGAGUGGAAACUACUUUUUCCUGGAUGACUAAAUACUGAAUCUGAGCAUCUUUGUAAUGGGCAUCUAGAAGUGCUUAUCAGAAAUCCAAACAUUCGUGGAGGAGGAGGCUCAGUCAGGUUUUAGAACAUUUAAUCUUUGGGAGCUUUAAAAAUCUUUUGCUGCCUGUAACAUCUGAGACCAGUAGCAGUCUAAAUCCUAGCCCAAGUAAAACUGCCACUUUCUAUAUUUUGGUGACACAACCCAAUUUUCAGUGUAAUGAUUUCCAAAUAGAGCACCUCAGCAUUGUGCAAACAGAGGCUCCAGCUUUUUCAGAGUUUAAAGGGGGGGGGGGUUCAAUUCAGUGUAUCCUGUUUGUGUACCAACUAUUGGCUGCACUUCAUUUUAAACAUCCUUGAAGCUCUUUUCUAUCUGAAGAGGGACAGUGGCCAAGAAUGUCAAGCUACAGUAACAACUUAUCUUAAAAAGUUUUAAUCUCUCUGGAUGAGGGUUUCAUAAAUAAAUCUCCUCCUAACUUACA